AUGGAGAAGGAUUUGCGUUUGCGCCUCGUGGUGCGACGUCAUGGUGUGCCCGACGUCAAGCUCCUCUGGAACACAACCGCCGACGAGGACCUCACCAUCUCGAAGCUCCUCGCCCAGAUCAACGAAGUCGUUCCCUUAGAGAGCGGCGAAUGGGGCCUGGAGGACUACGCCGUGGAGCUUAAGGAUGCCUCCGGCGACGCCUUCGAAUGCGUCCACUACCAUCUUGUGUCCAAGCUUCUCAAGGACGACGACCAAGUCCUUGUUCGACCUCUCCUGACUGGCGAUCUCAAGAGACGACGACUGAGCGGCAGACAUCAAAUCUCGAUUGACGGAAGACAUCUCGUCGACGGCCUUGCCUUUGGACGACCCUGGCUCCGAGCCCCCCGAGACCGCCCUGCCGUCACCCUUCCACCCAGGAAGAAGGCCCGGAUCGCAUACAGCAGCGAAGACGAACAAGACUCUCUGCCUGAAAACGACGAGGAACGCCCCAUGCUGGAGCUGGAGUAUGGAUCCACGAGAGCCCAGGAAGACCCGGCUAGCGUCAAGCUGCGCACACGUUUCCACGAUGCCGACCCCGAUAGCGACUCUGAGGUCGAGCAUAAUUAUGACCCCGACGUGGAUAGAGCCGAAGAGGAGGACGAUGACGACAACAUGGACUCGGACGACGGCGAAAUCCAGGAUGAGCUGCGCCUUCUCAGAGAAGACAACGCUGCUGUCCGCGAGGGCGACAUCCUCGAAGAACUCCGCGACAUCCGGAACAAGAGGGCGUCGAGUGGACCGGGCAGCAGUCGUUCGGCGGAGGCUUCUGGUGACUCUCCCGCACCUUCGGCCGGCAACGCCCUUGUCAGGUCCGGAGGACAAGCCACCAGACACCGCCUCAGUCUCGACACCCUUGACAAGAUAGCAGCUUUGAAAGCGGCGUUCCCUGGUGCGCAGGUAUCCGCCAUCGAGGAGACUCUGUUGAAAUAUGAUGCGGAUUCGGCUAGGACGUAUCGCAAACUUCGCAAAACCUUCGCUGCCCGCCUCAGUCUCCAGCAAACCCUAGAUCACCAGGCGCAAAGCUUGUCCAGCAGCCCUAUUCGGCACGCGCACAAGCACGCGAGCACGGGACGGGAACUCGUCCUCAGAGAGUCGAGCCCAUCCGAGAGGGCCUCCAAUGCUACGGCGCAUGAUGAGGAUGAGGAUGAGGAAGACAACGAGGAUGCCUCGAUAACGCUGAACCAUAAUACCGCUACGGACCGUUGCCCAGGAAGUGGCCAAGAGGGAUCAGACUCUGAUUCUGAUUCUGAUUCCGAGUCCGAAUCGGACUCGGACUCGGACUCUGGCUCUGACGUCGCCGCAGCAACAUCCGACCUUGAUCGAGAGGCCGAGGACUCUUCUGACGACGAUUCGGAGGCCUCCUCUUCCGAUGACGAUGAUGGCGAUGGCAGCCAAGAUGAAGACGAAGAAGAUGACGGAUCAAGUGAGCCGGAAGAUGGCGGAUCCGUCUUGGAUGAAGAGGAUGCCGACUCUGUGGACCAGGAUGCCUCCAGUUCGAAUGAUGAUUCCGAGUCGGAGGCAUCUGGCAGUGAUGGGUCAAGUGUUGCAGCCGCAAACAACGGCCCCCCAAAGGACGAUGCUGCGAUUUCCAUCUCAUCAGACUCGUCCUCUGAUUCUUCGUCCGAGGACAGCAGCAGUGAUGACUCGAGCUCGGACUCUGAGCCCGAGGAGAUUCCUAGCAAGACCCUCACCAGCCAGCGCCAGAUUUUGGAGGAUUCCCAACCACAGGCGCCCCGCAAGCUGCCUCAAGCCACACCGGCCGCCCCAGCAGCACCUGCCAACGAACAGCCUACCGUCCCUCCUGGACAAGGAUUGUCCAAAACCCAGAAAAGGAAUGCCAGGCGCAAGCUUGCCAAGCAGUUGGCGGCUGGCAAGUCAAGGUCGGCUCAGGGCAGCGAAGAGCCUUCUCAGACCCCGGCUAUAGGGGCCAGUGCAGAAGAGGCAUCGUUCCUCGCGAGAAAGCAAGCACUGCUUAACGCCAUUGCCUCUGACCGUCCGGUCGAUCAUACCAGCGAGGAGAGUUUCCAGGGACUCUCCGACUCAACCCCGCGGGAGAGGGAACAUAGCCUCCCCUCCUCCGCCGGCGCUGGCCCCAUGGUGGCUUCGCAGAGUGUAGCUGGACAAGCCGAGGCUUCGGCCCAGCGUCGGAUAAAGCCCAACAUUGGUGCCACGCGUCGAAUGCUCAUGGGGUCUCUCGGCCUCAAAAACCCCAAGACCAAGGCCGACGAAGACAAGAUUCGACAAGACCUGAUGAAGGGUGUUCGUCCGCACACCAACGCCCGUCUGGCCGAAGCGGCGUCGCAGCAUGACGAGCCUCCUCAGACACAUGAAUCGGUAGAGGAAGAUGCCGAAGCCUGGCGCGAGAAAAUCGCUUACCGAGCCGUAGAAUGCUGUCACGACGGGAUUGAGCUCUCAGAACCGCCAUUUCCUUUUGUCCAGCGGUGGGACCCCCAACAGCAGGUGGACGAAUGGUUCGGUUCGAAGAAUAAGCGCGGGGGGAAACGUAAGCGCGCACAGCGCAAUCAAGCGCAGUUCUACGAAGACGGAGACCCUCAAGCGUCGAAGAAGCGUCGGGUAACCGGAGAGAGCAUGGGCGUGACUUUCUCGGAUGCAGCCGAGUCUUUGGAGGAAGGAGAUACGACGCUUAACUACGAUGAUCCGCCUGAAGAACCUCUAGUACCCAAGACCGCAGCUGAAGGAAGCCAGGCGACGGACGUUGAUGAUCUUCCAUCAUUGCCCGCAGACCUGACUAAGCUUCCCGAUCUCCGGCCGGGAGAGGCUAAGCUGGGCAUGGUCAUCACCUGGAAGCAGUGGCUUUUGUCUCCGGCGACUAAUUGGCAACCCGAGGUCGUCAACCUGACCGGCGUUCUUGUUAGAGUACAUGAUGAGGAGGCGACUGAUCUCGAGUUUCUCCUGGCCCACCGAGAUCGAGAAGUGGACAGGACGGAGAAAAAGUACGAUGAAGAAACAGGGCAGAGGGUGUACGACCGGUUUGAGGCACCCGAUGACGAUGACGACGACGAUGCGGACGAUGAGCCCGACCGGGGUUAUCGCAGGUUAACGUACGCGGAGCUUAUCGAGCCCAAAAUUGUGCAAUUACCACUGGAAGACCGGGCAAAACCCGCAGACAACGAGGGAUCGAGCGUCCCUCUGACCGACAGCAUUGUUCAUGAGACCGUUUACGAUGACCACAGCCAGCCGUACCAGGUUAACGGAGAAGAUGCUGGCCGGUCCGAGGCGGAUAAAGAUGGAAGUCAGUUACCAAUCGAUGCAGAAGACGGUCGAGCCAAGGCUAAUACGGAUGACGAACAGCCUCGAAUCGUCGCAGACCCUCGGUUUAGCCACAGCCCCGAUGCCCAGCCCGAUAAUGUAGAAGCCAUCGACGAAGAGAACAUGUCGACCCCUCGAGCAAACACCCAUGCACACGAUGAAUACCAACCACCAACAACAGAAAACGCGGAGUCGCAGAAUUCCGACGAUAGCGCUCUCUCUGUCACUUCGGACCGCCGCCAUGAGAUCAGCAUCAUGAUCCAGGACGCAGGAUUCCGCAAGGGCGUCUCACCCUCCGUCCUCCGUCAAAAGACCAGCAGCCCUUCUCGUCAGUUGCUGGAGAUGGCGGAGGUCGCCAGCCAUUCCCGCGUUGCGUCGAGGUCGCCCCUUUCCCAGGAAAGCAUGGUCAAGGUUGCGACGCAAGUGCCCAACAAAGAGCUCGGCCCUACUGCAGGAAGCGCUGGCGGAGGGGCUGCGGCACCGUCUUCUUGUGCGAGUAGCAUCCGCAGCGGUCGUCAGCUUGAUCCCGACGACUUGGGCUUUAAUGUGAGCGGUGACGAUCUCCACCAGAUUAGCGACAUGGGCGACGGCUCUCUCGUGCUCGACGACGAUGUGCCGACACCGAAAGCCAAAGGGCAAACACCUACUCGGAACAAGGAAACUUCUGCCUCGCCCUCAACCGACCAGUCUUUUCCGUCGCUGGCAAGUCUGGCGAGGACCGCCUCGCAACAGAACUUGCACAGCCAGACGCAAAGCCCUUCCAAGGCCCAAGCAUUGGUCCCAUUCCUGUCUCGCGACUCGACAUUGCCGCGCAACGAGGAGUACGAGGCGGCAAUGCGACGGAUUGACGAAAGCGACAGUGACGAAGAAGACGGCAAAGACGAGGCGCCUCUGGAGCUUAGAAAGACCCGAAAGCGGCUUUUCCCCGCCUCCGGCCGGCCAGACCAAUCGCCGCUGUCCGAGUCGGCAGACAUGCCCGACAUAAAGCCAGUCGCGAAGACGGCAUCUUCACCUCUUGUUGGGGAGCAGGGCGGCAGACUGCUGCGACAGCGAGUGCACAAGAGCUCUCCAUUCGCGGUUCCUCCUGGCUCUCAAGUGGUCACGUUGUCGUCGAGCCCAUCUAGUUCACCUCCCCAGGAAGACUACGCGGAGGACAGUAUUGAUGCCGACUAUGAGGACGGCAACAGGAGGAACAGUCUCGGGCGUAGUUCCGGUCGGGUGCAGAAAACCAGGGCACCCAGGGCAAGCUCGCGGGCCAAGAGCGUGCCGGCGAACCAGGCGACGGCAAGGUCGGCUAGCGCAAGGCGGUCUAUCCCCCCGAGUUCCAUGCCUGCCAACCCCGGCGUCAAUGGACGAGGGCAACGCAUGCCAUCAUCGAUGUUUUAG
Molecule: messenger RNA, 4695 nt
Organism: Colletotrichum graminicola M1.001
Lineage: Eukaryota; Fungi; Ascomycota; Sordariomycetes; Glomerellales; Glomerellaceae
Exons: 2
Coding region: 1-4695 (1564 amino acids)
Source: RefSeq, a predicted model, not a curated record